AUGGCAAUGAUGACAACAACGGAUAUGACUACAAUACCAUCAAGGAAUUCUCAAAUGCGUUCGCAAUAUAGUGUUGCUGAUGAACGACAGAUACAACCAUAUCAACAUCCAGGAGGAUAUCAAGCAUGGGCAGCAGAAGGAUCUAAAGAACCGUUUGUUUCUUCCAAUAUCAAUCGAAAUGAUUCAGUAUCAUUUAAAAAAUAUCUUACAACAAAAUGUGUAAUGUCCUUUCUUAUUGGUUUUAUUAUUUGUGGUAUUCCUUUGGCUAUUAUGGGUGCUUUGUAUGCACAAAAAAUAUCAUCUAAUUCCAGUUCUGGAAGUUCAAAUCCUACUAGUUCAACAAAUCUUCCUACACAAUGCACGUCAUACACAUCCAUUGCAGAUACAACACGUCUUACAAGUUACACAUCAUGUGUUAGUUGCUUCUGGGAUAUAAGCCCAUAUUUUAUGGCAGGUUGGUAUAGAUUUAUUGCUCCCGGUGGUACUCAAAUGCCGGCAAUGCCUCCGAGUACUGGAGCUUGUGGUGCUGCAUGGCCAACUUGGUACAAUGGUACUUAUCCAUCGACUUCUGGCUCAACAGUAUCCAGUGCAGUUUGUGCACAGGCUAGUGGUACCUUAUGUCAUCCGUCAUAUUACAUGCCAGUGUCUAUUACAAAUUGUAAUGGUUAUUACGUUUUCUAUUUAACUCCGGUGUCUACAACCAAUAUCAGAUACUGUGCAUCAUUUUAA
Messenger RNA from Rotaria socialis, 729 nucleotides. The record is from the annotation of a GenBank genome assembly. NCBI's taxonomy places the organism in Eukaryota, Metazoa, Rotifera, Eurotatoria, Philodinida, Philodinidae.